This is a messenger RNA of Seminavis robusta, 765 nucleotides long. The record is from the annotation of a GenBank genome assembly. Lineage: Eukaryota; Bacillariophyta; Bacillariophyceae; Naviculales; Naviculaceae.
AUGGGAGAAAGAAACGGUGGCACUGCAGCAGCCAGAUUGCAACUGGUUUUGGAAGAGGAAGAAUUACCACCAUGUUUGGAGAGGAUUCGUGAAAUCCUUGGCGACGACAGAAGUGCGACAAAGAAGGUGUUACCGUGCGGCAGGUCUCCUCUUCAUGUGGCCUGUGACAAUCCAUUCAUAGAGAAACAAGUUUUUGACUUUUUGAUCUCCGAGUGGCCGGAGAGCGUCCGCUUGGAACACUUCGACGAAGACGAUCCGGAUAUUGACUUGCCAAUACACGUGGCUUGCUAUUCCGGUUGCUCCACCGCAAUCAUCCGGGCACUGGCGGAGCAGUAUCCCGAAAGCCUGAAGAAACCAACCACGGAAUCUUCAUUCACACCUCUCCACUUGGCAGCGUUGUGCACAAAGCGAUCGCUGGAAACAAUCCAGUUCCUCGCCCAGCAAUGCCCCGAAUCCGUCCGAGCCCGAGACAGGGAUGGGGAUCUGCCGCUUCACGACGCGCUGCGGGCUCUCCGUUUCGGGUCGGAAGAGCCAGCUCCCACGACGACAGAGCUUGUGAAAUUGGAAGAGCCAGCUUCCACGACGGCAGAUAUUGUGGAAUUACUCGUGGAUUCUUUCCCAGAAAGUUUGAUGAUGCGAGGGGAUAUGGAGCGGCUCCCUAUUCAUGUCGCUUGCGACCGUGGAGCUCCCUUAGAGGUGCUCAAACUCGUGGCGUUAGGCUCCCGUCUAAGAAGCCUCGAACGACCAAACACACGAAUCAAGUAG